CCUCUAGCUCUGUCAGACGUCAACCAAACAGUCCGGGAGGGGAUUUCCACAAAGCACUGUUUCCUUUGCUUGUUUUGCUUUCGAUCUGGAGAACGAAAUAGAAUACAUUUUAAGUUUUUGAUUUAUUAUCGACAGUGCCAAAUUAGAGAGCGUUUCAGGGCACCAGUUGCGACAUUUUUUACUUAUUGCGAGUUCGAAUUUCCACGUAUCGCAGUUUUGAAAUGACUUGACACCUUAUAAUGGCCGGUGCACGCUGAUCUCGAAGUUGGGAACUGUUGACAGUUCGUAGGCAGCGACUUUGGAGUGACAGCGCAUUGCUAAAACAAUCGCCAUUUACAGUACAUUGAGAAUGCUGGUUACCGACGACACCCCCACUAUGCCCGUGGAGAGAAUGCGAAUGCGACCAUGGCUGGAGGAGCAGAUAAACUCAUGUAAAAUCCCAGGACUCAAGUGGGUCAACAGGGAGAAGAGAAUUUUCCAGAUCCCGUGGAUGCACGCUGCACGGCACGGCUGGGACGUGGAGAAAGACGCACCUCUGUUCCGAAACUGGGCCAUACACACAGGCAAAUUUCAACCAGGUGUAGACAAGCCUGACCCGAAAACUUGGAAGGCGAAUUUUCGCUGUGCUAUGAACUCCCUACCGGACAUCGAGGAGGUGAAAGAUAAGAGUAUUAAAAAAGGAACUAACGCCUUCAGGGUUUACAAGAUGCUGUCGGCGUCCGAGAGACAGUCAAAGAGAGGAAAGAAGAGGUUGGAUAGGGAAGUGAAGAUAAAGGAGGAGCAGCCAUGCCCAGUCUCCUCCGCCUGGGAAAGCGCCAACGGCUCCACCCUCACAGCAGGGUCCGGAUCGCUCGUGGUCAAGCAGGAAGCGGAUCAGCCGUUGGUUGCAGAAAUGCCUAGCUGCAGUCCUCCAGAGGACCACCUGGUCAUCCCCGAGGUAUGCCAGACCAUUGAGGUGGUGACGGAGAACGAGGAGCAGGCAGUAAGCUCCAGCCACCCCUACCCUCUCCAGAUCUCACCAGUGUCCACGUAUGGAGAGAGCGAUACUGACAGUGUGCAGAGUGAAGAAGACUCCAAAGAGCAUGUUCGAUCGGUGGUAUGGGGCAUGGAUGUGGACAUGAAGCGAGUUGUCCUGAGCAGCACAUCCCUACCCAGCAUGUCCACCUUCAUCACGCCAUCCAAGCCCAACUUCAGGAUCACCACCGUGCAGGACCCCUCCUCUUCCUCCCCUCCUCCCGGAAGCCCCUACAACAUGGAGGAUCCGUGGGGCCUCCUGAGCCCGUCCCACCUCUCCGUACACCCCGCUGGACCGUCCGGCCAGCCCCCCAUGCACGAGAAGCGGGCCAGCGUCAUUAUGAAAACCUCGGACGUCUCCAAGUCUGUCAAAAGCUGCUGAGGCGGGGCCGCCGGCAUCCGGAGCUUCAGCCGGAGUGCACCUGGCUUUAGGAGACGCCGUGCUGGACUCGGGACCUGGGCGGCGCUGCUUCCGGGAAUCUCGCAGCUGACAGAACUGUCACAUCGCAGCACACGCCUGGCUGGCUGAGCGACUCGAGGAUCUCGGUACCGAUUCCGGGCAAAAAUGCAUGUUUCGGUGCACCUCCAGGGCUUAGAUUCAGGGAGAAGUCCAGUACAGUGCAGUGCUGAUCCCAACACUGCCAUUGUCAGGAAGGUUUCCAGACUUGUUUGGGAUGUGUAUAUACAGGAGAGCCACUGUGUAAUGAGUGGCUGCAUCUUUAGCACCUUGUAGAAAAGCACUGAAUGAGAAUAUGGGUGGCCUCUUCUUUCCUCUAGCUCCACAGCUGUGGAGCACAUGUCUACAAGACUUUCUUUUCAGCUGUGGCUCAUGCCCAGUAGCCAAAGAACGCACUCAACGUCUCUGUAGUAUCUUAUCUCCAAACCUGUCAAUAUAGUGUUGUGUCUAAAGGGAGUUUUUUAAUUAAUAUUAUUUUCUUUCCCUGCGAUGAGUCCUGAUUUUGAUUAGUGGAUGUUUUUAUGAAUGACACGAGCACUUAUUUAGUUUGUUUUUUUAAGAAAGAUUACAUUGACAUUUUAUGCUUUCUACUGUAUUUGUGAACGUGUGUGUGUGUAUGUGUGUGUGUGUGUGUGUGUGUGUGUGUGUGUGUAUAUACAAACAAAUGUAACUAUAUAGUACUGUGAAGAAGUAUUUGCCCCGAGAUGGUUUUCUGCAUGUUUUAGAUGCUCAGCCAAGAUUUUCUGUUAGACAAAUGCAUCCAUGAACACAAAAACAAAAAACCCAAUAACUGUUUUUUAAAAAGAAAAAGUACAAACCUGUUGCUAAAGUUAAUUGCUCUACCUUCAACAGCUUUGUCUGCAACAGGUAUCUCUAGAGUUCAGGUGUUGGCUUUUAAAAAAGCCCUUAAAAAUACAUUUUACAAGUGUUGCGUAGUUCAUUUAUUUUUUUCCUGCUGCACAUAUACAUUUGUCCAUAGGCCAAAAUUCCUAGUGUUUCGAGGGCUGCGAAGGGAGUGAUGCAGUUCCUCUACACAGCUGGCAAUCAUUCUGUUCUAGGGUCUUCUGCAAUUUGAGGAUCAUUUUGACAGGUUCUGAUCCUUACUUUCUCUAUUGAAGAAACAUGUUUUUGACUGGGAACAUACAUUCAUAGUCAUAAGCAAUCCCUUUCCUAAUAUAUUUCUUAAUUAAAUGUAUUCCGAGCCAGGACUGAAUUUCAAGGGGAAUUAUUCCGGUAAGCACAAAUUAUCCUUAUAAUUAGGUCAUGUUGAAUGAAGGUGACAAUCUUUUUUUUUCCCUCAUAUAAAAAACUCACAAUUUUAAUUACACACUUAAAAAAAGAAGCUGUUGGUUUUUUUUCUUCCACUUGCUACUGAAAGCACCAAACAGACUCAGGUGCAAGGUGUGUGUGUGUGUGUGUGUGUGUGUGUGUGUGUGUGUGUGUGUGUGUGUGUGUGUGUGUGUGUGUGUGUGUGUGUGUGUGUGUGUGUGUGUGUGUGUGCAGAAAAUCAAGUGGCAAACACUUUUCCACAUCACUGCACAUGUCUAUGGCUGUGUAUGGAAGCAUGUGAUCACCUAACCGAAUGUGUCUCUGUACGCAUUCAUGGGCUUCUUAAUCCUGUGGAUCAUUGAAUAUCUAAUUAUACUAUAAGAUUAUGUUAUAUAAAGAAAUGAUUUCUUGACAAUAAAUGGUAAACACAG
Molecule: messenger RNA, 3171 nt
Organism: Electrophorus electricus (electric eel)
Lineage: Eukaryota; Metazoa; Chordata; Actinopteri; Gymnotiformes; Gymnotidae
Gene: irf2b
Product: interferon regulatory factor 2b
Biological process (GO): regulation of transcription by RNA polymerase II; immune system process
Cellular component (GO): nucleus
Molecular function (GO): RNA polymerase II cis-regulatory region sequence-specific DNA binding; DNA-binding transcription factor activity, RNA polymerase II-specific
Source: RefSeq, a predicted model, not a curated record